AUGUUAUCAACAAACUGGGUAAUCCUCGAUUUGGACGGUAGACUCAGCAUCUUCCAGUUCUGUGGUAUUGCCCAGAAGUCAGUCAUGCUUCCCGUGCAGCUGCAGCCCACGGUGCCAAGGAGCUGCCUGGCGCCGCCGGCCCACGGGCCUGAUCCCUGCACCAUCCCCGUGGACGCCGCGGAGCCGCCGGAGGCGCCGCCGGAGGCCGCCGAGGACCUGAGGGAUGAGGUGCUGCAGUUCAACACCAACUGCCCCGAGUGCAACGCGCCGGCUGCCACCAACAUGAAGCUCGUGCAAAUCCCCCACUUCAAGGAGGUGAUCAUCAUGGCCACCACGUGCGACUCGUGCGGGCACCGCACCAACGAGGUGAARUCGGGCGGCGCCAUCGAGGCGCAGGGCACGCGGAUCACGCUGCGCAUCACGGACGCCUCGGACAUGACGCGCGACGUGCUCAAGUCGGAGACGUGCAGCGUGGAGAUUCCCGAGCUGGACUUCGAGCUGGGCAUGGGCGCGCUCGGCGGCAAGUUCACCACGCUGGAGGGGCUGCUCAGGGACAUCAAGGAGCUGGUGGAGCGGAACCCCUUCGAGCUGGGCGACAGCGGCGCGCCCGGCCGCGGCGAGAAGCUGCGCGCGUUCGGCGCCCGGCUGCUCGACAUCAUUGAGGGCAGGAUGGAGGCGCACUUCAUCAUGGACGACCCCGCGGGCAACAGCUACCUGCAGGGAUCCUCCUAG
This is a messenger RNA of Nothoprocta perdicaria, 732 nucleotides long. RefSeq names its product ZPR1 zinc finger (gene ZPR1). Gene Ontology annotation, cellular component: cytoplasm; nucleus. The coding region runs from base 1 to 732 and encodes 243 amino acids. Gene Ontology annotation, molecular function: zinc ion binding. The record is from RefSeq and is a predicted model, not a curated record. Lineage: Eukaryota; Metazoa; Chordata; Aves; Tinamiformes; Tinamidae. The transcript is spliced from 10 exons.